Plasmodium vinckei vinckei is the source of this 1341-nucleotide messenger RNA. RefSeq names its product conserved Plasmodium protein, unknown function. The transcript has a single exon. The coding region runs from base 1 to 1341 and encodes 446 amino acids. NCBI's taxonomy places the organism in Eukaryota, Apicomplexa, Aconoidasida, Haemosporida, Plasmodiidae. The record is from RefSeq and is a predicted model, not a curated record.
AUGCACAUUUUCCCUGAAUGCUGUAUAUGUAGAUUAAGCUUAAAAAAUAAUUUGUGUGUUGAAAAAAAUUGCGGUAAUGUUUUUCAUUAUAGCUGUGUAAAAAAAUGGAUAUCUGUUCAAAAAACUUGCCCGUUAUGUAAAUGUGUGUGCUAUAAAAAAAAUUUACUAUAUAUCCAUUACGAAAUAAAUGAAGAUAAAAAAUUAAAAGUUGAUGAUAGCACAAUUAAUAAAAGUAAGGAUGAGCUAUAUGAAGAUUUAAUAAAAUUUGAAACAGAACUGAUAAAGGAACAAAAUGAAAAAGAGAAAUAUAGCUUAGAAAUAUUAACCUUAACAAAUAAAAAUAAAAUAUUAACUGAUACAAUAAGUAAAAAUAAUAUAAAAAUAAAAGAAGAUGAAUUUGAAAAAUCAAAAUUAAAAGAAUUAAAAGAUGAAUAUUUAAAGGAUAAAAUAUUACUUUCUACAAAAGUUGAAGAAUAUGAUAAAGAAUUAAAAAAAUAUAAAACAAUUGAAAAAUAUUUAGACAAACUAAAUAAAGAAGAUUUAAAUAAAUUUAAUUUACUAUUUGGAUUAAAUGUAUUAACUUUAGAAGAACAACAAAAUGUUAUUUUAAAUUAUAUAAAAAAUUGUUUAGAUAUACAAAAAAAUAAUGCAUGUCUUGUUAAAAAUUUAAAAAAAGAUAUCAAUGAAAAGAAUAAUCAAAUUCAAACAUUGAAAGAAAAAUUAUAUAAAUAUAAAUUGGAUGGAGGUAUAACAGAUAGUAAUGAUAACCAAUUAUCAAAUGAUGAAAGUGAUUCAAAAAAAAAAAUUAUAAUUAAAAAUAAAAUUAUUAGACGAGUUAAAACUUUAGAUUCAGACAAUGAAAAUAAUACACCAAAAAAAAGAUAUAUCUUUAGUUCAAAGCCAAAAAUGUUGAGUAAUAAUAUACAAAAUAAAAAUAAUGAUUUUAUUAAUUUUAUAGAUAAACAAAUUAACAAUUCUUAUUCCUCUGAACAGUUAAAUACUACACCAAGUACCUCAAAAACACAAACAAUUGAAAUGAACUUAUUUAAAGGCAAAUCGGUUGAAAAAAUUUUUGAUAGCAUUCCAAAUAAAAAAGAUUUUUCAGCUAACAAUGAAAAUAAUAAAAUCAAUAAUUUCGAAGAUAAAAAAGAUAUACAUGAAAUAUACUCUAUUCCUACUGAUUCUAGUAAUACUACCACUCCAAAUAAUAACAUAAUAACUAAAACUCCUAUCUCUCCAGCAUUAAAACGUAUAAAUAUAUAUAAAAUAAAAAAAAAUAAAAAUAGCAAAUUGCUUAUUAAACAAUCAACAAAAAUAACGGAUUUUUUUAAAAAAGUAUAA